GCCGGGCUGGGGGGAUGUCCGCCUUCUCGGAGGCGGCGCUGGAGAAGAAGCUGUCGGAGCUGAGCAACUCUCAGCAGAGCGUGCAGACGUUGUCGCUGUGGCUGAUCCACCACCGCAAGCACUCGCGGCCCAUCGUCACCGUGUGGGAGCGGGAGCUGCGCAAGGCCAAACCAAACAGGAAACUGACAUUUCUUUAUCUUGCCAAUGAUGUCAUCCAGAACAGCAAAAGAAAAGGGCCAGAAUUCACAAAAGAUUUUGCACCAGUCAUAGUUGAAGCCUUUAAACAUGUUUCCAGUGAGACUGAUGAAAAUUGUAAAAAGCAUCUUGGAAGAGUGCUGUCUAUUUGGGAAGAAAGGUCUGUUUAUGAAAAUGAUGUAUUAGAACAACUUAGGCAAGCUCUCUAUGGCGAUAAGAAGUCCAGAAAGCGUUCAUAUGAACAGAUAAAGGUGGAUGAGAAUGAAAAUUGUUCAGCACUAGGAUCACCAAGUGAACCUCCACAGACUAUAGAUCUCAUUAGAGCCUUACAAGAACUUGAAAAUGCAGCCUCUGGUGAUGCAGCAGUUCAUCAGAGAAUAGCUUCUUUACCUGUUGAAGUCCAAGAUGUAUCUCUACUAGACAAAAUAACAGAUAAAGAAUCGGGAGAACAGCUUUCCAAGAUGGUAGAUGAUGCAUGCAUGCUGUUGGCGGAUUACAAUGGUCGAUUGGCAGCAGAAAUCGAUGAUAGGAAGCAACUAACUCGAAUGUUAUCAGAUUUUCUUCGUUGUCAAAAAGAAGCCCUUGCAGAGAAAGAACAUAAGCUGGAAGAAUACAAGCGCAAAUUAGCCAGAGUAUCCCAGGUUCGAAAAGAACUCAGAUCUCGAAUCCAGAACCUGCCAGAUUUGUCUCGGUUGCCCAAUGUUACAGGCAGCCAUGUGCACCUGCCAUUUGCUGGAGACAUCUACAGUGAGGAUUGAUGACUACAGCUUUUUCCAGGGCCUCAGGACUUUGCAAGAGCUGGAGAUAGGUUAAGUGGAUAGUCUUGUAGUAUUAUUUUUGUACAUUGUUGAAAAAGUGAAACAUAGAUAUCCCCAACAAAAUACAAAAAAAAAUUAAAUAUAUUUAAAAUGUUGGGUUUUUUCCUAUUUUAUUGGCAAGUUAACAUGACAAUUUAAAAAUUGACAUCCAUGUGUUAAUAUGUCCACAAAGAAGUGAUUAUUUUAAAAAGAUCCUUUUAUAUAUUUUUUGAUCCAGGGCCCUGUGAGAAACUAAAACCUUUCUAUUUUUCUUUAUGUAAUUUUGAAAGUUCCUCUUUAUGUUUCUGCAUUAAUAUGUGAAUGUAACUUCAAUAUCUAAUCACUGUAUAAUAUGUAAUUUCUUCAGGAAAAGAACUAAUCAGGAGGUUGGGACAUUAUUCUCAUAUAUUAUAGGGAUUUGAUGGUAAAGAGGACAUAAAGUUGACAGAUUAAGGCUAAGCUUACCUGGGUCUAUCAACCCCAAUGUCUCCUUGUCUGUGCUUCUCAGUGCUUUUGACUCAACACACAUGAAAAUGGAAAUCACUUUGUGAGUCAAACUGAGGACAUUCACAUUCUAAGGGUAAUAUUUACACCAACAAGAGAGUAAUUUUUCUGAACUUACUGGAAACUUGUUUAAUAUUACAAGAAUAUGGAAACAAGUUAGAGUAUCCCAGAAUAGACUUCAGUUAUCACCCCAGCUCACUGUGUCCCUGAGCACAUCGAUGUUCCAUUUACAUGUAGUCAAUGGGAAAGUAGGAGAGUCUAAUUUGCUUAUUGCCUAUUAAAAGCAUAACCUUGUUUAUCUUAAUUUGCCAACUUUCAGUGUUGGAAAAACAGCAUGCUUAAUUGGGUACAUACAUUGAGUAUGCCACCAUUUAUUACUUGAAUAAACAAACUUGGAAAUGCUUUGUAGGAAUUCAUCAAUUCAAAGAGUUGAUCCCUCAAGAUAUUCUUGGUUCUGGAGCUAAUUUCAUAAGGUUUAAAUCUUUAUCUCUUACUUAUGGAGAUAAAUCUAUGCUUUAUCUUAAGUAUCCUUGAUCUCAUUAAUGUGAAGAAAUCUACAAUAUCAAUUGGACUAUAAAAACACAUUUUAUGACUUUUCGCAACUAUAAAAUCUUAAAAAGCUUUCAUGUCAUUUUUGGCUCCAGUAUCUAGAUAACACUACAAAUAGAACAUUGUAGAUGAGUUGCAGUGUUCUAUGUAGUUGCCUGGACACUUUUAAUGUCCCAUCAAAGUUUUUGAAUAAAAAGCAGUGCUACAGGGUAGAUCUGGUAUAUUUUGCAUAUAUCCAGAGUUACCAAAACAAAUAUGGUUUUUUCUUUUAUUUGUAACACUGUGUGUUAGAGCUAUUGGAUCCCUUGCUUUCUUUUUAAAGUGCAUUUUUUAGCAAUGGGUUUGUACCAGGUAAUAGCCAUUUUAGUAUAAUUGUUCAUGACAUUGUCAAUAAAUGAUGGAAAUUUU
This is a messenger RNA of Vombatus ursinus (common wombat), 2453 nucleotides long. RefSeq names its product regulation of nuclear pre-mRNA domain containing 1A (gene RPRD1A). The transcript has 7 exons. The coding region runs from base 15 to 953 and encodes 312 amino acids. Gene Ontology annotation, cellular component: RNA polymerase II, holoenzyme. The record is from RefSeq and is a predicted model, not a curated record. Gene Ontology annotation, biological process: mRNA 3'-end processing. NCBI's taxonomy places the organism in Eukaryota, Metazoa, Chordata, Mammalia, Diprotodontia, Vombatidae. Gene Ontology annotation, molecular function: RNA polymerase II C-terminal domain binding.